AUUUGUUUUUGUAGACAUAUAAAACAUUUCAUAAGGCUUUGUAAGACUUCUUAACUCCUUCAGGGACAUUACAAGCAAAAUCUGACCUUUUCAUCACCAUAAAGAGAUCUGUGGUUUGCUGAAUGUGUGUAACAGUUUUGAAUCUGGGGGCAGCUGAGGAAGGGAGUAAGUGGAUGUUGCUUGUUGCACACAUUGGAUCAAGAUGUGAUGAGAUGUGAUCUGUGCUCCGUUUCAUUGAAGUAGUUAAAUGUCAGUUGGUUGCUUCCAUAAAUUAGAAUGCACUUCUUUUAAAGAUGCCUCAGAGCAAGUUACAGAAAAUAGGGUAACCAGACAUAAACUAAAAGUAUACUUCACUCUGCAUUGCUUUUCUGCAAUACCUGCCAUGCUGUGACUUCAGAGCUGAGCAGUGAUUCUGUUUUUCUGCAGUAGUUUAUGGGUUUGAGGUUAUACUUUUUUGAUGAGCUCUUCUAAGUAGAGAGAAAAGCAAAUUGUGCUAGGUUAAUGUAUGGUCUUGUAGCAUUUUUGUGUUUAAUCUAUGGAAAUCAAUAGGAUAACAGAAUGAAACAGUGUUAGCAAUAUUGGAGUAAAAAUGCUUUGCAAUAAAAGUAACGAACAAGCUUAGUGUUAUUUCAGAAAGUAGAUUUCUGACUCCUCUAGCAUAGUGUGAGAAACCAUAUGAGAUGACUCCUGCAUGAAUAGAUACUCAUCUGUGAAACUAAUCAGACUCCAGAAGUUAGCACUGAAGCAUUAGUUAUUCCAACUCAUCUGAGCCAGGAACGAAAUGCAUUGCUGAACUUUUUGCUCUCCCCACUCCUACAUCGUUCUGAACCUGUACAGCGCAGCUGUUACAGAGUUCUGCUGUACUUAACAUGCUUAUAUUUUGUGGAAUUUCCAUAAUUCUUCAUUAAAAGCUUUAACAUGGAGCUGCAAAUAAAAUAACUUGUCAAUUGUUGCACUCUUUAGGAAUACAUCUUCUGAUUUUUUUUUUUUUGUUUACAGUUUUUCUUCGAAUUUAGGCUUAGUUAUGGAGUUCUGUGUAAGUAAAAAUACACAUGCUAAAAUACUUCUGCUGUUUGUAAAGUAUACAGAUGGUACAGCUCUGUACGGAAUCUCUUUAGAUUGUAAACUUGAAGCAAUAGGCUCUAGAAAUAACUUAGUGCCAUGGGAGCUGUAUUUUUUUUUGUUACUGGACUUCUCGUGUGCCAAAGCAUUUAGCUUGGAAUUGGAAUCCUUCAAAAUGACUGAGAGUCAUUCUAGAUGCUCUUUUUUUAAGGCAGAAGUGAGUAGUUCAGAAUUCUGUUUGAAUGGGAAUGUGUAGGAAUUAAGCAUGUCUGAAUUAAAGGCUUCAAGAAAGCAAUGAGAUCAUCUCCUAUCCCUGACCGCUUCUGUGUUAUUUAUUUGUUUUCAUACUCUUCUUAAAAAGUUUCCCAGUUUGCUGAAAGGAGCUUACAGCAGUCUGGUGCUCUGACCAGUUCCUAGAAAUGUGCUUUCUUGCUCUUACUUAGCCAUGCUGAGAUCAGCAUCAAAAGAAAACCCUUCAGGUUUAAUUUUGUUUUAGAGCUUUAGUAGCAAUCUGUAUUCUACGUGUCAUUUGCUUCAGAGAACUCAUCUUUAUGGCUUCUUUCCACCAGACCACUAUCAUAAGUUCCAAGUCUUCCUUUAUAUUUUUAGAUGACUUAUUUUAAUCUUCUGCCAAGCUACAAAGAAGGUGGAAAAUGUCUAUUUUUCUUCGUAUCACUUCAGUGUAGCAGGAAAGAUUCUCAUCCAAAAGUAAGUGAUUGCAGGGAUGUUCACACUGUCAGAAAUCCCACGACUCCCAUGUUGUUGCUGCAGGUGGCUUUGGAAAGGCUGGGAAACUUGGUAGGCGGAGGGAGUGGAGCACCAAAGACCUAAUUAGUGAGAGCUGAGCUGGCUAGUGGAGCAACAGAGGAAACUUGUGGAGGAAAGGGGGAGCAUGGACAGCCAUCAUUUUACGCUGUGUAUCCUUUCACGUUUCUUCACCCAAAAGUUUGGGCUUUAUACUUCUAUUGUGUCAAUAGGAGAUCUGCAUCUGACCUUCUUAAUACGAGCUUUCACAUAGUUGAAUGAUGCCCUGAUGCGGGCAGAGUCAGAUGUGUGCUCUUUCCACAAGUAGUAUGAAUCCAUGUAUUUGAAACAAUGCUUUAGCUGUCAGACAACUGAUAAAUCUCAUGUUAUCAUUUUUCCUGGUGUUUGACUUGUCUUGGAUAAGUAAAUAAACCCUAGGGUUAAAAAAAACACACAAGUGAGACAGAACCCUCUUCUAUCCUGAAGGUGAAGAUGCAAACCUGCAAGGAGUCCAUCUAGGAUCCUAGGCUAUUUGAGGGAUGGAGAGGUGUAGAACCCAAAAUAUAGUCUAAUACAGUGGGUAUGAUACUCUUCUGGGACGGUGGAUAAAAAAGAGUCACGAGGCAGAGAGUCACUCCAGUGGGUUUACUGCAUACUGGAGAGAUGUCUUCACCAACCUAUUGAAUAGGCAUCUUUUCUUGAUCUCUGGUUAGGUAAAUUUGGAUUUUUGUUUCCAGUUUGGCAUGGGCCACACCUGUAAUAUUGCAUUCAUGUUUUUAGCUGGUACCCCAAAAAUUCAUGAUUUCUUUUUUCCAUCAAGACCCUAUAGUUUUCACUUUGUUUUUUAUUUUCUGUGUUUCUUUUUAUAAUCUUGAUAUUUUGUUAAUUAUACUGUAUAACUAUAAGCUUCUACAGAGUAAAGUGAUUUCAUCUGCCUCUUCUGGUUCCAUUGGCAGAAUGGUAACCUCUGAAAUUGCUUGGGAGAAGGUGCUAAUAGAAAUCAGCUGAAAUUUGCUGUCAGUGUUUUACUAAUAUGGAAUUUUAAGGUUUGUGUUGUACAGAAAAUAAAUACAGAUUUUACUGUUGCUGUGUUGUGAGAAGCGUUGAUUUCAAUCUUUAAAUUCCUAUAGGACAGAGAUGUAAGGCAAAAAGCAGUGUGGGAGGAGAUAUGGUCAGCACUUGACCAAAUAUCAGUAUGCUAGAUUUAGUUUAUUUCUUUGUUACCUGAUGGUGUGAUUCUCUUUUAUUAAGAAAUAUGUUUCUGUGCUUGGUCAGAGCAAAGGAUGUUUAAAGUAUAGUUUCUAACUAUAGGAAUAGUUGAUCACUUUGCAAUGCUCACAAACCAAGGAAAAAAGGAGGUGUAAGGUGCUAAAAAGGUAACAUACAGAACGUCAAAAUAUAGCUUUCUUCAACCUGAUACCUUCCAUAAUUCUAAUUCUGUAGUGCUUCUGGUUAUGUUCACGGAUGUUAGAAUGCAUGUUUGUUGCAGCCAGUGUCUCAACAAGCCCAUCUUGAGGUUACUAGGACUCCUUUUUGUCACAUGAAAACAAUAGGUCUUGUGUGUAUUUUAAAUGUGCUGUGAUUGCAGAAAUGUUUCCCAGGCUUUCCCUAUGGGUCAGGGCAUAGUGUAAAAAAAAAAGAAGUAAUGUUUACCUACCUUACAAGAGGUCAAGAUGUCUAAGCAGAACUGUUUAAAUUUUCAGCACCAUAGAAACAUUGUUAGGACUCCUUGUGUGUAACACACUGUGAUUUUGACUUCACUGAUAAUUACCUUUUUUUCCCUGUAAAAUCAGCCAAAAUCCAUGUAAAGCUGUGUUUUUUGUAAUGUAGUUCCAGAAAUGUUCAUCUUACAGGAGCUAUCAUUUGUUCAUCCUAAUUGCUGUAGCCAGGUAGUGUUUUGACCCAAAAAACACAUUUACUUGGGAUAGGCAGUAGUUCUUUGGUUUGACAAGGAGUUUGGCUAUUUAUGAAAAGUUAAAUAGUGUUCUGCACGUUCUUCUGCUCUUUAAUUGGUGUUAAAACACAAACUCUUGGCAGAUUUCUAUACAUGCAUGUUAAAACCUUUAUUUUAUGGAUGUAUGCUUAAACCAUUGGGAAAUAACGUUUGUGUUUCCUAAUCACAAUGGAUAGAUCAAAAAUGAGCCCAAACAGGCUUGAUUCCUCUCAUUUAUAUAGUGGUCCCUUUAGCAGAUGUACCAGUUAGCGGGUUUCUGUCUCUGGAUUGGAACCAGUGUGUUCCCUGGCCCUAUAGUGCAUGUUUUGGUUCAGUUUUGCAAGAAUGGCAAUCAUCAGAGAUGUCCUUUUAAGCCUUUCCAGAUUUUGUGUGUGACUCUUAAAUGGACAGAGGAGCAGACAGCCGCACUAUUACAUGGUACUUGCUAGCUAUGCCAACUGCCCAAAACCUUUUGGACAAUCUGUGUGUAGGAAGGUCUUCAUUUGCUAUGUAUACUAACUGAAUGGCAAAGUAUUUUAGACGGUAUAAAUGUACCACUACAGAAUUUCAAUAAACAAAAUAAGGAUUUCUUGUUAGCUAGGACAGUAAGCUGAGUUUUAAUUUUCAUUUUACAUUCUACAACUAUUAUCAAAUAUACAUUCUCUUCUGCAGUAAAACCCAGCCUCUGGGUGUUGUGUGAACACACAGCGUGCAACGGGUCCUAAUGUGUUGCAAUUACUUUAUAGUAAUCCCAUUUAAUGCCUGUUUACUGAAGAGCAGAAAUGAUUUUUUUUCUUAGCAAUUAUACAUAUUAGUUUUGCAUUUCUUAGGACAUCUGUCAUCCUUUCAGAAUGAGUGUUGCUCUUUGUACUUCAUUGGGCUUUUCAGUGCAAAUUACCUUUUCUGUCCAUGUGCUGUUUUUAAUACGUUUUGGAUAUUUGUUAUCCAGGAUGAAAGCGACAUGGUGAGAUUCUGAUGAUGCCUUCCAGAGUUGCAAGCAAAAAAAAAAAGAAGAUUGUCAGAACUUAGAAUAAUUAAAACCUUUCUUGCUAAAACACAGCAUUUCUGGAAACAUGAACCCUUAGGCCCGCUGCUACAGGCAGUACAAGUAGCUCAGGAUUAAGCAGUAUAAAAACUUCAGAAUGUCUCAGCAAUUGAUUUUUAAAGAACUGGAAGUCUGAGAGUCAGAUAUCUGCAAGGCUUUACAAACCACAAGAUCCUUAGAAUUUGUUCUUAGGACAGCUUUUAUUUGUAGGCAUGCCUUGGAAGCUUCAAAUGCUUUUUUUUUGUUCAUCUUUUGUUUUUUUUUUUCCCUCUCAUUAGAGUACAUAGAAGAUGACAGAUAUUACUAGGCUUCUGGCAAGUUCCAGGCUGCUGGGAUUGAUGUGUUAAACAACUUUCUUUAACAAAGUAUUUCACUUGGUUAAGUGCACACUUUAAAGAGUUGCAUGAAUUUUGAAAAUGCUGUGAGUAAAAGCAUAGGUGAGCUUUUGUCUAGACUGUGAAACGUUCUUUGAAGUUGAAAAAAAAACUUAAAGGGAGAGGCUAAAGGAUAUCAUCUGCCAGUCUUCCUUCCCAAUUUUCUUAAUAAAGAAUUUAAUUGGAAUAUCUGAAUUUGUAAUUAGUUUUUUAAAGUUUCUGUUGUCUGCAUAAUUUUCUAUUCUCCCUCUGGAGAACACUUUUUGUGUCAGGUUGGCUUAUGUGAUGCCAAACUUCUCCUUUCCUGACAACGGGGAACCGUGCAGGUAAUUUUCCUAGGGAAGUCUCUUUGUUUUGCUUUGCAGAUGAUCUGAAACUCACUUGAGGAAAUUACAAGCUGUUUGAUGUGUUUUGAUUUCCUGUUCAGCAAUUAUCAAAAAUCAUCAUGUGCUUAUAAGUGUUGGAAGCAGUGGUAAUGGAUCUGUUGUCAGAUAACAUUGUGGAAAAUGAUUUUAGAUUGGUCUACCAAAACUAAAAUUGUUUCCUAACAAAGGAAAUGACUUUUUCCUUUCAGUUGUGGUUUACUGUUCCUGAAGGAUCGCCCUGAAUGGAUAAGUCUAUCCUGGGGGAAUCGUUCCUCUCAUUUUUGGGCCUACUAAAGAAAUUAUGUACAAAUUGAAGACUGAAGAACAGGAUUGGAUUCUUCUUCCUGACACUUCUAAUGCAUUCUCUUACCUCUUGUUAUGGCUGUUCUUUCCCUUUUAGACUUUAUAUUUCACAUCCAGUUCAUCCUUCUCCUUUUUAAGGUUUUGUAUAGUCUCCUCUCUUCCCUGCAGUUUCCUGAGGUGCAAGAUCAGCGGUUACACAAGUGAGGAUGCUUCCUGAUCUCCCUCUCUUCUGUUCAUGUUGUGUUUAUUUUUUGAGAUCUUCAGAGAGUGUCUGAAGAAGUAACUGUGGUACACAUUGCUUCACCAAUUUCAUUUUGAGGGCUGUGCCUCUUGGUCAAAGAUGGAAACUUUCUAGUCUUUCCAACUGGCAAGUUGUCUGUUCAUCGAGAAUCAAGCAAUGGUGUUAGACAUUUUUUUUUUUAAAGGGUAUUCAUUGUUCUUCACUUUCAUACUUCUUUCUUUCCCACUCCACUUUUUGUGCCCACAAACAAACUGAUGUCAUGAGGUCACAGCGCUAUUCUUACUGCAGAGCAGUGAAACUGGGGUUACCACCACCUUAAUGUUUAUUUCCAUUCCCCAGUUCACUGUAUUACUUCAAGCACAAUUGUAUUUCAUGCAGCUUUUGGUUUUUUGUUUGGUUGUUUUUUUGAUGUCUGGUACUUGCAACACUGUUUAAAAAAAAUAAUAAUUAAAAUCUUUUGUCUUUGCACUUUAACCAGAAUUCUAGCAAUGAAUUGACCAAGAGAAAGCAGGGGAUUUGACCUCCUUAAAAUUGACAUGCUGAUAGAAGUACUACAGGGAUAAAGCUUGUCUUACUGAAAAAUAAUGCAAGUUUAUUAUGGAGCUCUCUCUGCAAUUCUUAUUGCUGUAUUUAACAACAAUGCAACUUAGCCUAAGGUAGAAGGGAAUAUGUUUAAUUAUUUCCAAAGGUUGUGACUGUGUUCAUCUCAAGUCUACAGCAUGGGAAUAUUACUUAAGGCUGUGUGGUUAAUGCUGUACUGAAAUCUGAGUUUGAUAUCUUAAUUGACUAUCUUUAGUUCAUAGUGCUGUCAAGACUGUGCUCUUUUUUGCCCUUCUUAUAGACUCUACAGAUGCUUACAGAAAUGCAAACUGAAAGAAGCUAUUGAAUUUUCCUUUAUAUACCAGAACAUGCAAUAGAUGCAAACCAAUUUUUCUCAUUUUGAAAAUAUCUUUGAUGUACCCUUCUGGCUCUGAAGUGUUUUCUGUGCUUGGUUUGGAAAUAAAUCCCUCUGCCUUUAAAACUAGUUAAAUUGCAGGUUCGAUUGCACUGAAGUAAUUAGUGAAACGGAAUCAUGAUCUGUGCAUUUUCCUUUAAUGAAGUACACCGUAGGAAUUAAUUGGUAUUUGUAUUAUUGUGCAGGCUUCAAAGUUGUGAUACCAAGAAAGUUUCUAACAAACCCGAUGCAAGGUGGUUGGUUUUGUGGUCCUUGCUUUUCUUGUUCUUACCUACCUGACACAACCAUCAGGAAAGGAAGACCAGAUGAAGACUCAGUAUCAUUAUUUCCUCAUGAAAACAAUGCAGAAAACCAAAAACAUGAACUGUUUUCCCCUUAUUUAUUCUUGUAAUCAGUUUAGUUUAGUUUCCAUGGGAAUGUUAAGCAAAGAUCACAAGUGCAGAUGAGACUAUUUCUCCCAAUUAAACAAUUGAACUUGCCUUAACCCUGUGUGCUCAGGCGUGUCUGCCUGCACAUGCAACUUGCUCGUAGCUCACCUCUGACACUUGCACAGAUUUCAGCAGUUUCCAGUUGCACACCAGAAAGAAAUCUAAAGGACACUUCCAGGUGAUACAAAUGCAUUCGCUUCUUUGACAUUAAGAUUUAGCACUGUACAACUGUUUUUCCUUUCAUAGUUGAAAUGUUAACUUGAAGUAGUCUUGCAAAGCUGAAUUUGUUAGCUCUGUACUCAAGGCAGAUAUGGUGCAGUCUGGACGUGAACAAUAAAUGUUCUCUUACAAGCUGCUGUUUCAGGUGGGUUUGCGGCUGCUUCCGAAGAUGUCAGUCUCUAAACUCGAUAUUCUGUUUCACACACAGAGUUGAGUAAAUGGACUCCAUGUGAAAUAGCAGUGGUAAUAUUUUCUGUGCCACGGAUGCACCAUGACAUUUUUGUUCUUCUGAGGAGGCUGAGUAAUAUAAUGGGGCUGUGGGAGAAAAGUGAAAUGACUCCAAGGAGAAAAGUUAAGCCAAAAUGAAAAAGUUGGUCAGAAGGUGUUUGCUCCUAAGAAAUAGAAAAAAAAUCAGCAGUGGAUUUCAAAGUUUGUUUGCAUAAUUUUGCUUUCAAUGAAAUGUUUUGCUCCUCGUGUGUAUAUUUGCCUACUUUUUCCCUGUCCUCAUUCAGGAGUACAGUUUUCUGACCAGCUCUUAAGGACGUUACUAAUUUUAACACUCAGGCUUUACAUUUUUGAGAAACAAAAAGCAAAACCACCUGAACACAUAUGCCUACCUUCUGCCAAGAAAAAAAAAAGAAUAAGUGCCUGUGGCUCACUCUAUGGAUCGUCAGUUUUUGAAUCCUAUAGUGUGUGUGUAUAAUACAGAAAAUAAAAACUUGGAGUGUUAGAGUGAAUCGUCACUCCUGCUUUACAGUGUGUACAUGAGACCACAAAAUUGUUGAUGCAUCAUGUAACCAUAGAGACAGAUGGAACUGGUGAGAACAAAAGGAGAUGGAUCUAACUUUCUGAGUAGCAUGGGAGAAAUGAGGAUGCGUUAUGCAGGGGAUCAGAGCACGCAUUCUGGAGACCCUUGUAAUGCUCAUACUUCUUGCACUGCUUAUCCUUGGAAUCGUAUGGGUGGCUUCAGCUCUCAUAGACAAUGAUGCUGCCAGUAUGGAGUCUUUGUACGACCUCUGGGAAUUCUACCUCCCAUAUUUAUAUUCCUGUAUAUCACUGAUGGGAUGCUUGUUACUUCUGUUAUGCACGCCAGUGGGACUUUCGCGGAUGUUUACAGUAAUGGGUCAGUUGCUGGUGAAGCCAACAAUUCUUGAGGACCUAGAUGAGCAGAUGUAUAUCAUCACUUUAGAGGAAGAAGCAAUUCAGAGGAAGCUUAAUGGGAUAUCUUCCACAUUGGAAAACCAGACAGUGGAGUUGGAACAGGAGCUUGAAAAAGUGAAGUGCAAGAAAACAAAUCUAGAACGUCGGAAAAAAGCUUCUGCUUGGGAGAGGAAUUUAGUGUAUCCAGCUGUUAUGAUAUUGCUACUGAUUGAGACAUCCAUCUCAGUCCUAUUAGUUGCUUUCAACAUCCUUUACCUGUUGGUUGAUGAGACUGCAAUGCCAAAAGGAUCAGGGGGACCUGGAAUAGGAAAUGCAUCCCUAUCCACCUUUGGUUUUGUGGGAGCAGCACUUGAAAUCAUUUUGAUUUUCUAUCUCAUGGUAUCCUCUGUCGUCGGCUUCUACAGCCUUCGUUUUUUUGAAAAUUUCAUUCCCAGGAAGGAUGAUACAACUAUGACAAAGAUAAUUGGAAACUGUGUCUCAAUCUUGGUGCUGAGCUCGGCUUUGCCAGUGAUGUCAAGGACACUGGGAAUUACUCGAUUUGAUCUGCUUGGAGACUUCGGAAGGUUUAACUGGCUGGGAAACUUCUAUAUUGUAUUAUCUUACAACUUGCUCUUUGCUAUCAUGACAACAUUGUGUCUGGUCAGAAAGUUCACUUCUGCUGUGAGAGAAGAGCUCCUGAAGGCAUUAGGACUAGAUAAACUUCAUCUGUCGAACAAUCCAAGAGACUCAGAGACAAAGCCGUCUGCAAAUGGGCAUCAGAAAACACUGUGAUUGACAAUCACCUGCAAUCAACAGAGCUGAAAACAUCAACCUCAUGGCAUUCCCGUCAUCUCAUCAGUGUUUUUAUAUUGUUCUUCUGUUGAUAAUCUGGGUCCAGCCUUGUCUCAUUUCUCGAUGCUGUGUGCUUCUGAGGAACUUAGCUGUAUCAGAUUCUUCUCUUUCCAGUUAACUUUUGGUCUGCUUGUUUAUUUCCCAGUAAGUUAAUGCAGGAGGUGCCUUGAAGACUGGAAGCUGAAGAGAAUAAUUAAUUUCUUUUUAUUGACAGUCUCAUAUCUUUAGAUACAAACCUGCGACACUCUGAAUGCACAGUACCUCCUGAGUAAUGCAAACAGUUGUAAAGAAUAACUUUGGGACUUUGUUUUUUUUUAAAAAAGGGUACACUUGAAGCCCAGUAUGACCCUUACUGGAAAUGCAAGCUACUUAGAGUGGGCAUCCUUGACAGUAGAUAAGCAGUUCCACUAAAAUUGUUUUAAAAAAGAAAGUUACUGGUAGAGACCCACAGUUCAUGUUGGACUCGGUUGGCUGAUAGCAUGAAGCUUUCUUGGAAGGCCGACGUUUUCAGUUCUCUGUUCCCAGCUGUAAAUGCCAGGUUGCUUUACUGGUAGUCAGGCAGUGUCUAAUUAAAUAGUGAGCAACACAAUGAAGGUUAACUUCAGUGUUAAAUCUGAGCCUAGUGUGCUUUGGAAAAAAAAAAAGCUGCAUAGACCCCAUGUCACAGCUCUUACAAUUCUGUAAUGAUGUUGUACCGUGGAGGUCACUCACCCUUCCAAGUACAUCCCUGUAAAAUUCUGUAUGAACUCCUGUGUGUAAGCAGUACUUGUAACCCAUGCAAGUAGCACAAGGCUAGGAGGCUGUGGUUGCAGGUUUUUUUUUAAGUCUUCUUUAAUUUGAAGUAAAUUAUUUCUCUGAAUUUAUACUGUAGUUAUGAGGAUUUCUGUUCAGUGGCAUAAUCCUGUAUCUUUCACUAGCCUGUUUUUUUAAUGUACACACAAACAUGUAUAUAGGACUACAUGUGUAGAUACCAUAAAUUAAAUUCUAAGCUUAUAGAGAUGGCGUAGGUGGUUUGGUAAGUAAAGCUUGUGUGUUCAAGCUUGGUAGUACAAAUUUUUGUGAUGUUAAAAUUUAACUGCCCAGAGGCCUUACAUUCAGAAUGGCAUCAGUGAGUGCAGUGUCAUUUUUCUUAGCAUCACUGCUGCCUUAGGAAUCCUAUUAGCGGUCUAUAGUAAUAAUAAUAAAAAAGAAACAUAGAAAAGGCAAAACCAGCACCCACCAACAAAACCCCAGCUGUUCAAACUCUAGUUGCAUUUUUGUGCUGCUAUGUUACAGGUAAUGUUCAAAUGGAUCGGAAUGAGGACAACUUCAGUAUGUGCCCUGUAUGUAGUGGGUCAGUUAAUGUUCCUGGUUAUUCUGGUUCCUGUUAAACUGAAGUAUGUCUGUCUGUGGUUUGAGGUCUUGAGUGUGAUCAGGCUGUGACAAUUAACUCUCCAGUGGGGUUCUAAGAUAAACCCUGUUAGAGAAGCUGUUGGGUGGCAUCUACUGAGAUGGCUGCACUGGGCUGUAGACUUACAGGUGUGUGUGUGUGAAUGUGAGAGUUGUUUUUUUUCUUUGUUUUCGUAGACAGUUUCAAAAAUCAAGCUCCAGUUUACCUGAGAAUUUCUUGGUUUUUUUUUUUUGCAGGCUGCCUUUUCUGACUUGAACUGGGGCGUAAUGUAAAUACUGCUGUAGCAAAUAUGCUGGAGUUACUUUUUGUGUGAUUAGUAUGAAUUCAAGGCUUAUUAAACUGACUGUUGAUGUGUUGUACUGAGUCUUGGAGGACUUAAAGUAAAAUUGCUUGAUUUUACUAAGAUUUACAAGCAUCUCUUUCUGUUGUUGAAUGCUCUUUUAGUGAGAAAGGUUUUCUGAGUCAGUUCCUCAGCCAAGAACAGGGAGCUAUAAUUAGAAUUUGUUUGAGAAUGUUUACAUUUUAAACACAGGGAGUUUUUUUUUUAUUAGGGGCAUAAUUCAGGUAUUCUCAGAGCUUGCAGCCUUAUGUGUUAUCAUUAUAGCUAAAGGCAUAUGAAAUGUAUCCACUUGUCCACAUAAGUGAUAGUAUGACCAAAGUUGUCCUAGUGUCUUAAUGGGGCAGGUGAGCUGCGAGUGAGGCUAGUUGGCUUUGUUAAUUUCUGUUGCAACUUUGACAGUUAUAUGAGUAUGGUCUUUGAAUGGAUUUGAGGGUGCACCAACAUAAGUCUUGGUUUUCACACUUCUCUCACUAGAGACAGAACGUUUCAGAGAGGUUUGUCCCAGCAUCAGUGAUCCAAGAAGGCAGGAAGAGAUGGGCUUCUGAGGUGCAUGGGGCUUCUGAGAGCAAGUUGAACAAUUAAGCUGAUCAGAGGCAGCUCUUGCUGAUGAGCCUGUGAGGUUCAGGCAAAACUUGAAAACUGUUUCAAAGUGAAUGUUACAAACGUGCCUGCUCCCACCCCUUCUGCAUUCUGUAGUCAAAGAGAUGCGUGGGUAAAGCCUGUAAGAGAAUAUUUUACACUGGAAUAUGACAGAUGCUUAAGGACACUGUGUGGUUUCCAUGGUGGAUAAGCAAUUCAGAUCUACCCUUUGCAGUUAGUGACAGUGUUUUGUUUAAAAACCAACUGUUUAUAUUGUAACACUGUCUGCAUUAUAUGUUUGGCCUUGAAAAUGACAUGCUUAUGCAGAACUCCUUACAGAGCCAAUGGUACUUUCAAGUAUCCUGUGUGUAAGAUACAGGUCACUGUAUACUUUUCACAGAAGCACAUGGUCACUUAAAUACACGCAACUGGUAAUUCAUUAAUGGAUAUGAUGAUGCAUUCCUAGUAUUUUGACUCAUGUAGAGUCAGGUGGUCUAUACCUUCAAGGUAUAUACAACUGAUCUUAGUAACAUUAACAUCUGCCUCACUUCUUAGGAGGCAAAAAGCACAUAAAUGCUUCCAUCUUCAACUAGAUACCACGCAAGACCAAAAAAAUAGAUGUAAAUUAGGUGUUUUAGAUCAGCCAUUUCUUAGCUUUAUUCUGUGUUGGUAGCACAAUAUUAAGUACAGUGGCAGAGCUGUAAUAUCGUGGGGUUUCUAAAUAUAAAGCACACUGGCGAUACUUAACACCUUAAGAUGAUAAAUAGCAGUAUUGGUUACUGUACAGUAACAGUUUUUGCAUUCGUAGGAAGCUUUGUUUACUGUUUGUAAUGUGACGUUCAUCUUUGGCCCCGCUCCUCCACUGUCUUUUUCCCUGUUGACUGCUUUACGGUGUCAUAGAAAUUAAAGGAUUUGACAAGUUGCUCUCCUUGUCUGGUUCCGAAGUACCACCUCGAGGGGGGCAGCUGUGUGUGUGGGCAGAACCUUGUGCAGCCCUGUGCUGAGUGGGAUGGAUGCAUGCAGUGCUGCAGAGGGACGUGUUCUCCUCCGUGUAACUGAUGUGUGCCACCAGGAGCGACAGCCGUGAGAGGGCUACAGCAGUCUCUUCUGUUCCUCACCCAUGUCUGCAGUAGCAGCUCAGCUGGGCUCACUGCUGCAUAGGAAGGACAAGCUGGCCCUUUCUGUAACAAAUUUACCCUCUAAUGUACAGGAAGAAGGUAAAAAGCAAAGAGCAAUCCCAUCCAUGUGGCUUAGAAUUUGUUAAGGAUGGCCUACAUUCUCCCUUCUUGUCCCCCUCCUUCAGAAACUUGGUGGGCUCAGGCAGUAAAGUAUUGUGUGUUAUGCAUCUGUAUUUAAGCAGCAUGUAUAACUGGGAAUGCCAAGUGCAGGAGUCCAGCUAAAUCCUACUGUUUUAUGCAUACUCUGAAUUUUAAUUUAAUUAUUUAUGUAGGUGAAGUCAUUUCUGUAGGGACAGCACACUACAGCCAAUUGAAUAACCUCUUUAAGAAGAAAUAACUUUGUUUUGUUUGAUUAAAAAGGUUAUAUGAACUGUGAACCUUUAAAUGCUUCAGCUCAGGCUGUAAGGUCCCCAUGCCCUUCCUGUUGGUAUUUUUUUCAUUUUAGUGCUAACUUGAAACAAUGCUAAAGGUUAUCUAAGGAUGCAAAUCUACCUGACACUUCUCACCUGUAUCUUUCAGGGCCUAGAAUCUUGUGCUGUUAAUUGUACUGCUGAUGCUUAACAAGCAAUCUGUUCAAGUUGCAUUAAUAUCAUUUGAACGCUAAAAAUUUCUGCUUUUGAACUCAUCAAGAGAGCAGUCGGAGCUGACAGCUGUCCCCUGGCCUGCUUUGAUGUGGAUUCCAGACUAACCUGGUGUGCAGGUGACAUCUGCAGCUGGUGAUAACCUCUGCCACCUCUUCCUGCCUUGCCCAGUGCCCUUCCUUCAGACGAAGUCUAACACUGCCCAAAGAAGCUGUGGUGCUCCUCCUUUGUUCUAGGCAUGAGGAGAUUGGCCCACGGGUUGUCCAUCUGCUACACAGUUCUAGUUGCUGUGUUUUUGGAUCACUUGUGAUUGAUGUUCUCAGAGUCUGCAGUCAAAACCAUGGGAAGGAGUUGUUUGCAUCUUGUGUGAAAUUAGGACUGAGUGUGACUUCCAGAAUCCCCACUGGGCACAACGAUUUUAGGAAGCUGGAGCAGAAAAGUUGGGAAGAAGGCUGUAGCUGACCUCUAUGCUGACCAUCUCCUGGCUCUUCCAUCCUUCUCCUAGUUGAUCUUUAGAAUUGAACAUCAGAGAAAAUCCUUAUUUUAAAUUCUUAAGUUGAUGAAGUUCAAGUGCUGAUGAAACUGUGCUAAACUUGGCCUUAAUUGUUGGUUAUUAACAUCUUUUCAAGUCCAUUUAUAUAGAGUGAGCACCACUGGAAAUGCAGCGAUGAUGCUCUUCUGUUACAAACAUAUUAGUAUUUAUUCAUUCAUUUGCACUUCAUCUGUUUUCUACUACUGGGUUCCAUUAAAACAGUCCUGUCAUUAGAGUAUGGCUGCUCUAAGAGUUUACCAAGAGGUCUGAAUUUGGAGUGAGAUGGAAAUGCUUUAGUCAUGCUUUUAGCUUCCAGUAAUGCGAGGCAACCUACCUGCUUUUCAGGUGAAGUAGUAACUUCUUUGUACCAUUGAUUGGAGAUCAUGCAGAAGGCUGUUCUUGUGAAGGAACUGACGUAUGAACAUUUCAGACCUCCAUGUGAAAUGACCAUGAAGAAAUGCAGCUGUGUUGUGAAUGUAACGGAUGUGUAAAAAAAACAUGCGUUACUCUGAAAGGCACUGUCUCUAAAAUCCCCACUGAGGAGAUGAGAGUACCUGGGUGCUGCUUGUCAUCCAUCACUCCUGGUCACCUUCAAGUGCCCUAUGCUGGUGUGUCCAUAAGAGUACAGUCCUGAAUGAGUGCUCCUCUUGGUGUUGCUACUGCUGUCACUGUAAGAAUGGCAGCAGGUCCUUCCCCCUCGUGCACUUCUGGAUUUUUUACUGUAGUGUUACUCGUUUAGAUUGGUCUUAGUUCUUCUAAAUUGAAAACAAUUGCACAAUCUUAACUGUGUGCGAACCUGAGUGAUGGCGGAUGGAUUUAGUCGUACUUUGUUGGCCCAGUUUGUGCUUAAGGCCUUGUAGAGUCUGUAGUCUUGAGCAACAGCUUUUCUUUCACAUGGUUGUAUGUUGGACCAAGGUAAAACCUGGUUGAAAAAUGACGUUCUCCAUGCUAAUGCAAACAGAACAAUAUUCUGUAUGAAUACCUUCUCCCCACCAAACUCUUCUUAGAGUAUUUUAGGUCAUCCAGGAGUGUGUUUUACAGUGUUCUCAGUUGCGGAUGCUUUGCUGUUACAAAACUUGAUGAAAAUAAUUCUUGCUGAGACUUGGUCAGGUUGACUUUUUUGUGUGUGUGAAAAGCCGUGGUUGUAGUUUCUUUUUUCCCCAUUGUCUGAAAUGUUACAUUCAGUGUUUUGUAGGAAGAAGUGUUUUUUGUUUUCAUUUUUACUGUGUUUUCAAUAAAGUGUGAUUCGUA
Gallus gallus (chicken) is the source of this 15512-nucleotide messenger RNA. It is a transcript of the gene LMBR1, whose product is annotated as limb development membrane protein 1. Bases 8549 to 9601 code for a protein of 350 amino acids. The record is from RefSeq and is a predicted model, not a curated record. Gene Ontology annotation, biological process: signal transduction. NCBI's taxonomy places the organism in Eukaryota, Metazoa, Chordata, Aves, Galliformes, Phasianidae. Gene Ontology annotation, molecular function: transmembrane signaling receptor activity. The transcript is spliced from 13 exons.